Messenger RNA from Pomacea canaliculata, 1009 nucleotides. RefSeq lists its product as uncharacterized. The record is from RefSeq and is a predicted model, not a curated record. The coding region runs from base 94 to 891 and encodes 265 amino acids. The transcript is spliced from 6 exons. NCBI's taxonomy places the organism in Eukaryota, Metazoa, Mollusca, Gastropoda, Architaenioglossa, Ampullariidae.
GAGACACGAGACCUACCACAACUCCUUACACUAUUUCUGUAUGGAGAGUUGUACGAGCGGACUACUGUAAGAGAGAGAGAUUGAAGGCUAAAAAUGUUUAACUUCGUAACUUCUGUGCUUGUACUGUCCCUGAUGACCUCUGGGACUACUGCAACUACGAACAGAACGGAGUUAAGAAUUCUGGUUGAACAGCUACAACAGGAGGUGGUAGUAUUAAAGAAGCAAUUGUCUUCAGGGAGCCUGUGUUCAUGCCAAGACUUCAUCGAAGAAGAUGGCUACAUCCUGGCAUUCCGAAUGGUUGCUGGCAUCGGUGACAAAGGGUACAACGUUUUCAUCGAUCAAAACAGAGAUGACGACGUGCCCCUGAUCAGGGCCGUGACCCCGUGCGAGUGCCGCAAAAACUUGACUGACUGCAACAGGCACUACCGGGGUUCGAUCCUCACAUACUGGUCCCGACUUGCAAUCGAAACCGUGAAACUGGUUGUGUACAAAGAAGGACAGGCUAAGCAACAUGUUGUCUUUAACGGCACUGGCAGUACUUAUUCCAACUGGAUGUCUCCUACAAGGCUCCUAGAGUCGUCGUGGGUCGAUCUCAAAUCAUCCAAGACCAACUUUUUUUCUACAACCGGGGACGUAGGACUGAAGAGACGAUUCUACAUGAACCAUGUUUAUAACGGGUGUUCGGGAGAUUCCGGGUGGCUGGUAGUGAAGGACGAGACUGACGACUGUGGCUAUGCUAAACCCAGUGGCGUGAAGUACCCGCUCAUCCUGUACUCGCCGUCAUUCAGUCUGGUGCAGUACCAGUCUGCAGCCAUUGACCGCGCCGACUCUCUGGCUGUGUGGGUGAAGGUCUCAAACCUCAACGAUCUGAAAGCAGGGUGUCAGAAGUAAGCUCUCUUGACAACAGCAGUGACCACGAUGAACCCUUCAAAGAGGAAAACUAACAUGAAACGAAACCUGAUAUGAAUAAUAUCAUUAUCAUCCGUGACAAGAUGACAUUUUAAAAUAA